AUGUAUUCACCUAAAUGUUUAAUUGUUUACAGGGAACAGAUCAUUGAAAUGUUUGACCAUGCUUAUGGGAGUUACAUGAAAUAUGCCUAUCCAGCUGAUGAGUUGAUGCCACUAAGCUGUAAGGGCAGAGUACGUGGUCAAGAGCCCAACAGAGGUGACAUUGAUGAGUCUUUGGGCAAGUUUUCUCUCACACUGAUUGACACCCUCGAUACACUUGUGGUGUUAAAUAAGCUGGAUGAGUUUGAAGAAGCAGUGAGAAAGGCAGUGAGGGACGUACGCCUUGACAAUGAUGUUGUGGUGUCUGUGUUUGAGACAAACAUUAGGGUUUUGGGAGGACUUCUGGGAGCCCAUAUUAUGGCAGACCUGUUCCGUCAGCGAGGAGAGAGAAUGCUGUGGUACCGGGAUGAACUCUUACACAUGGCCAAAGACUUGGGUCAUCGUUUACUACCUGCCUUUAACACUACAAGUGGCCUUCCCUACCCAAAGAUAAAUCUGCGAUAUGGAGUCCUGAAUCCACUUUCUCGUAUUGGCACUGAAACAGACACAUGUACUGCCUGCGCUGGAACCAUGAUUUUGGAGUUUGCUGCUCUGAGUCGAUUGUCUGGGGAUUCUGUUUUUGAGAAACAUGCCCGAAAGGCUCUGGAUGUCCUCUGGAACAGGAGACAGAAAGAAAGUGAUUUAGUAGGAACAGUGAUCAAUAUUCAUAAUGGAGAAUGGAUCAGGAGGGACAGUGGAGUUGGUGCUGGCAUUGAUUCCUACUAUGAAUAUCUAAUGAAGGCUUAUAUUCUUCUUGGAGACAAUGUUUUUCUUGAAAGAUUUAACAUUCACUACAAUGCAAUCAUGAAAUACAUUAGUCAACCUCCCCUGUUGCUCAAUGUUCAUAUGCAUAAUCCAACUGUGAGUGUGCGCAGCUGGAUGGACUCCCUUUUGGCCUUUUUUCCUGGUCUGCAGGUUUUAAGGGGUGAUUUGAAACCAGCUAUUGAAACCCAUGAGAUGCUUUACCAAGUGACAAAGCAGCAUAAGUUUCUUCCUGAGGCUUUCACGACAGAGUUUAGAGUCCACUGGGGCCAACACCUAUUAAGACCAGAGUUUGCCGAAAGCACUUACUACCUCUACAAGGCCACUGGUGAUCCCUACUACCUCCGAGUUGGACAGUCUAUUGUAGAAAAGCUCAAUGUGUAUGCCCGAGUGCCUUGUGGGUUUGCAGCUGUGCAGGAUGUUCGCACUGGAACACAUGAGGACAGGAUGGACUCCUUCUUCCUAGCAGAGAUGUUUAAGUACCUGUACUUGCUGUUUUCUGAGAAAAGCCAGCUUCCUAUCAACAUUGAUGACUACGUUUUCACCACAGAGGCUCACCUUCUUCCUGUCUCACUCUCCACCAAACAGCCGGCCUGUCAGGAUAAUAUGACGUAUGUUGAGGUCUCACAAGCUGAAGAUUUAUUCACACACUCUUGUCCAAGCCCUGAAGCACUCUUUCCCAAUAACCCUACAUUUGCAAAAAGCAUACGAGAUGGGUACAAGUACCUCACUGGUGUGGGGCGUGCUUUUCAGCCCCUUCCACUCAGAGAGAUUGAACUACCACUGCACGACAAUGGGAUGGAGUCUGUUGAAUUUUUAAAAAGUAUGGGCAUUUCCCUUAUGCCACUUAAUGAAGCAAUGACUGGAAGUUCUAAGGAGCAUAAAGGAAUGUAUCAAAUUAAACUGGUUGCUGAGUUGAGUCAAACAAAUGAGGAGGAAGAGGUUGUUCCACAUAUUGUCCAGCUUAUAUCACCGCCUUUUUUGGGUCGGACAGUCCUGACAGCUGGACCAGCAAAAUUUGGAAUGGAUCUUACCAAACAGGAACAUGGGGUAAAAGGAAGUAUUGUAAAAUCAGUACCAUAUACAGCCUGUGGACUACUAGAGAAUACUAGAGAGAUUAAAGGGCAUAUUGCUCUAGCAUUACGAGGACACUGCAUGUUUGCUGCAAAGGCCCGUCAGCUCCAGGAUGCAGGAGCAACUGGAAUCAUCUUUAUAGAUCACAGAGAAGGAAGCAACAGCAAUGAUUCUCCACUAUUUCAAAUGGUGGGCGAUGGGGGCUCAACUGAGGACAUCACAAUACCUUUGGUUUUCCUGUUCAGCCGUGAAGGUCAAAUACUUCUAGAUGCUUUGGAAGAACAUCACAAUGUGGAUGUGUUGCUGUUACCAAAAGAGAGGCAGCUGGGACAAGAUAAGCCUGAGAAACCUGCUGGAAUGAACAUUGAAAUUCGACUGACAGAGGAAGGACAGUUGGACGAGGCAUUCCAGCACACCCUGGAACUAGUCCUGGAGAAAACCGCUGCAGCUGUCCAAGAAGUGCUGGACAUGGACCUAGAAAAAGAGCGACAAUCUCGGCUACAAAGCACAGCAGGAUCAUUGACUCAGAUCACAGACAGUAACAUUGAAGCAGAGACUGAGCCCUGACACUUUCCACUAUUUCUGCUGGAAUGUGCCUCAAAGUCUUUCACUGCCUCAAACACAGCCCGUACUGGUUUUCCCUGCAUGUUUACAGGCAAUGGAUGUUAUAGAUCAGGUGCUGCAAGGGCAACAAUCUGUCUGAAUCAUAUUAACUUACAUUUUUAAAAGAGUACCUGGUAUUUUGGCAGUGCGGAUUGGAAAUAUAUGUAGUUAAGCUGAGCAGACAUAUUUUAGAUUCAAAAUUGACUAGCACAAUCUUUUGCCCAAACCUACUGUCCGAACUGUUGCUCUUGUAGUCACAUAAGGAGCGUUUAGAGGUAUUUUUAAAUCACUUACUAAUAGGGACGAAUAAGGUCAUAUGUAAUGGCUAGUGAUGUUUUUAUGCAAUGCAGUUGUUAGUUGUUAAAAUCUAGAAUUGCACAUAUUUUUAUUUUGUGUUUUAUUUAUACAGUACUGUUGAAAUGAGUGAAUGGACUUUUUGGCCAGUAGGUGGAGUAGCUCCAACAGAGUCUCAAUAGUGAAACGUCAUUACAAGGUGAAGAAAAUUGGGGGCCAAACAUAAGCAUUUUUCAGGGAUUAGUGAGAAUGAAUGCUUCAGAGAAGUGUGUACAUUUUCUUUUGUGUGUGCCUGUGUAACCUGUAAAAAGAGAUCUUUCACAGAUUGUUGCUUUUAUUCCAUUUAGGUUUAUGAUUUUGUGCACCUUUUAGAAUAAGUACAUGUUUCAGUUGUAACAAUUUUACCAAAGCUAUAUUAACAAUAGUUUGGAUCAGUUCCUUUUUGAUGUCUUUUACUAUGCACUUUAGUUUGUUACUCUUCUUUGUAUGAUGUAACAACAUACAACACAACAAAGCAACUAAUGAGAUCGUAUAAGAGUUUCCAUAGUAACUGGAUCAAUGCAUUUAUUUUAAGUUGACACUUGAUUAAUUACGUAUGGUGUCAUAUUUCUUAAAAUGCCUGACCUGCAUUUCCUGAGAGACUUUUUGUUUAUAUCAUAUCUAAUGAACAAACUAUCCCAUCCCAAUCAUAAAUGCAAAUAUUGUAUGUGGCAAAUAAUUUAGAUUUAAUUUUCCAUGAAUUGACAUUUUUCUUAUUUUUGCUGGCAUAGUUUUAGUGGGACUUAAUAUUUUGUUUUUGUUAAAACUUGCCAAACUAUUUACCUCAGGGUCGUGGUAUAAAGGGCAGCCUUGUUUUUCUUCCUCCAGCCGGCUUUCCUUAAAAUGGUUAUGUUGGGGGGUAACAUCCAAUUUGUGCCAAAAGAAAUUACCACAUGAAUUUCUUUUAUCUUUAGUUAUCCACUUUGUGAACUGAGUAAUCUUGUAAAAAUAGCAAUGAUAAUAAACUAAUUUGUCUCA
Boleophthalmus pectinirostris (great blue-spotted mudskipper) is the source of this 3786-nucleotide messenger RNA. Its product is annotated as ER degradation-enhancing alpha-mannosidase-like protein 3. Gene Ontology annotation, cellular component: endoplasmic reticulum; membrane. The transcript has 19 exons. NCBI's taxonomy places the organism in Eukaryota, Metazoa, Chordata, Actinopteri, Gobiiformes, Gobiidae. The record is from RefSeq and is a predicted model, not a curated record. Gene Ontology annotation, biological process: endoplasmic reticulum mannose trimming; carbohydrate metabolic process; mannose trimming involved in glycoprotein ERAD pathway. Gene Ontology annotation, molecular function: calcium ion binding; mannosyl-oligosaccharide 1,2-alpha-mannosidase activity. Bases 1 to 2439 code for a protein of 812 amino acids.